AUGACGUGUGAGGAAUGUGGGAAUGUUGGCCACAUGGGGAUCAAUUGCCCUGGAACCCAGGAGGACACAUCGUUCAUCAACAACAGGUUCCGCCAACAACAACAAGGUAAUGGGUGGAACAACCAGAACUGCCCCCAAGGUAAUUACUCCAGUUUUAAUUCCUCCCAGCCUUCGCUGAAAGAUCUUAUGCUAGGUCAGGCCAAAAUCAAUGAAAAUCUUGUUAAAAAGCUUUCUAAAAACGAUCAAAUGUUUGUCAACAUAAAUACAAAGCUUGAUGGCCUGACCCUUUCUGUUAGAGAUCAGCUAGCUUUUAAUAAGAAGAUUGAGUUAAAAGUAGCUCAGCUUGCUUCUACCGCUAAAGUUGUUGUUUCUCCUGAUUCUGUGGAAAAUGUAAAUGCGGUGACCACAAGAGGGGGUAAGACCACUCGUGAUCCCCCUUAUCCUAACCAUAAGACAGGAAGGGCGCCACGACAACAGGAGGAAACACAGGCAGAAGGGCUGGCUCAACCAUCAGAAGAAUCCAUGGAGGAUGAUCCGACCCCAAACAACUAUGGGGACACCACGAUGCUACCCUUUCCUACAAGAGAAAGGAGGAAGAAGAAGGACAGAAAUGAACAGUUCCUCCACUUUGUGGAGAUGGUCGAAAAGACGCACCUCAGUGUACCAUUGAUGGAUGUCUUGCAUAUUCCGUCCUACUCCAAGUUCAUCAAGGACAUCAUCAACAAGAAGCGACCAUUUCCGUCCACUGAAGUUGUGAAGCUGAUAGAAGAAUGUAGCGCAGCUAUACUCAAGGAGCUGCCCGAGAAGAAGCAGGAUCCUGGGUGCCCCACAAUCUCUUGCUCAAUUGGGGCCCAGCAAUUUGACCAUUGCCUAUGUGAUUUGGGGGUGAGUGUGAGCGUCAUGCCGAAAUCAGUCUUUGACAGGUUGAACUUCACCAACUUGGAGCCAACCACCAUGACACUCCAAUUGGCAGACUCGUCAGUCCAGUACCCGAUAGGGAUUGCUCAAGACAUCCCUGUCAAGAUCAUAGGAUACUAUGUUCCAGUGGAUUUUGUGGUGCUCAACAUGGAGCUCACUAAAGAAACACCACUAAUCCUAGGAAGACCAUUCUUGAGUACGGCUGGAGCAUAG
This is a messenger RNA of Sorghum bicolor (sorghum), 1131 nucleotides long. RefSeq lists its product as uncharacterized. The transcript has a single exon. Gene Ontology annotation, molecular function: zinc ion binding; nucleic acid binding. The coding region runs from base 1 to 1131 and encodes 376 amino acids. The record is from RefSeq and is a predicted model, not a curated record. NCBI's taxonomy places the organism in Eukaryota, Viridiplantae, Streptophyta, Magnoliopsida, Poales, Poaceae.